Messenger RNA from Magallana angulata, 2934 nucleotides. RefSeq lists its product as uncharacterized. The record is from RefSeq and is a predicted model, not a curated record. Gene Ontology annotation, cellular component: membrane. NCBI's taxonomy places the organism in Eukaryota, Metazoa, Mollusca, Bivalvia, Ostreida, Ostreidae. The transcript is spliced from 7 exons. Gene Ontology annotation, biological process: regulation of cell differentiation. Bases 114 to 1061 code for a protein of 315 amino acids.
CUGAGUUCCCAAGCAUUGAGUCGAUUGACUGAAUCGGUGCCAACAAAGUGGAACCUUACUGUGACCGUGUACAGAAUUUAGAGAUCAAGACAGAUUGAAGUACCAGGAACAAAAUGGGGUGUAGUGCUAGCGCCCCCGUUAUAGUUAGUAGACCACCACCGAAUUGCCCAGUAAAGAAAGAGGGAUUUAUCCUCUAUUGUCCAAACAAGGGUGGAAACUGGAAGUCAUAUCUGUUUAGGCUCUAUGAAGACAGCUCGUUUAUAUGGUAUGGAGAUGCUCAUGAAGAAUUAGGAUGUGUGAGGUUGAAGGACAUAGCUCCGUUGAUUGCCAUUGGUCAGCAUUGUCUACAGGUCCCCAACCGACCCGACAUUCCACCCGGACAAAGCAUAAACCGCAUGAUGGCCUAUCCAUUCAACUAUGGCAGAGGAACGAGGCGCAAUGACAUGAAGAUCAACUGGAUCUUAUUCAGAGGGGAUGAUGAAAUGAAAGAUUGGAUGCAAACUCUUGGAGCUGUGCUUCCUCCACCCCCUCAAGCACAACAGAAUGGACAGGUCAUACAACCUGCUCAGCCAAUACAGCCUCAUGUAAUACAACAAGGUCAAGCAGUCGCUGCUGCCCCUCUCCCAGGCUUUCAGCCUCACCUGAUGGGCGGCCAAGCCAGUAAUGCUUACCCCCCACCCCAACAAUACUACCCACAGCAAAAUGGAUACCACCCACAACAACCACACACACACACAGUGGUGGUCAAUCAACAUCAUCAUAUACCUCAGCAGACCAGCUCAAGUGGUGAUGGUUUCGCUACAGGUCUGUUGCUUGGAGGGGCAAUGGGAUGGGGUAUGGGAUAUGGCUGGGGCCACGGACACCAUUAUCACGGCUUCGGAUGGGGAAGUUGGGGGUCGCAUGGAAGCUUUGGGCAUGGUCACUUUGGAGGCGGUUGUGGUGGUGGCUGUGGUGGUGGAUGUGGUGGUGGUGGAUGUGGUGGUGGCGGUGAUGGUGGAGGGGAUGGUGGCGGUGGUUGUGGAGGUGGAUGUGGUGGAGGAUGUGGUGGUUGUGGUGGUUAAUUGAACACCACAGACUUCUCUGUUGUCUUUUGCUAGGAACAACUCCAAAAUGCUUGAUGACAAAAGAUUAGAUCAUAAAUCUGCAAAAUAUUUCCAGUGAUUGGCAUUCUUUUGUAUUUUGGAUAUUGGUAUUUUUAUUGUUUUUUCCUUACUCUUUACUAAUAGCCCUCUCUCAGUCGUUUUGUUAUUCAUUGUUGGUGCCAUUAAGGUUACAUACUACAAGUUUUUCUUAUGUUUUGAACUAUGAUGAAGCAUGUUCAUAUCAUUGUGUUAAGUUGCUGACUUUAAAGCACAGAUAAAAACACAUAAGUGAUUUGAUUGAGUGAUACAGGUCAUGGGUAUUAAAAUCAUCAACAAUUUCUGAAUUUAAUGUUUUGUAAUAAUGAUUCCGUCCAAUUACUAUUUUAUAAUGAAAUGGCAUCAUAUGUCUUAAACAUCUUGAUUUAUUUUAUAUCAUUGCAUAUGAAUAUUUUUUGUUGAUAUUUAAUUCUACAAAUACUUUUCUGAUAGUAUUUUUUUAACAUGUAUAAAUAUACUGUUUUUACUGCUUUUUUUCCCAUUGCAUGAAUAUUGUAUACAUACAUGUUCAUGUAAUUUAUAUAUUCAACUACAUGAGGAAAACCAAAAUAGUGGUUUGAAAUUUACUCUAAAUAUGUUUGCAUUUGAAACAUUUCUGUGAUAUUACCAACCAUUGUGGGUACUUUCAAUGAUUUAUUUUAUGAUACAUGUAGAAGACAUCCAAAGUAUUGAGCUGAUAUAUUUAUGAUUUUAAAAAUGAUGCAUUGACUAUAUAUGUGAAAUUCCAAGUUAUUUUGUACACAGUAUUUCAGGGUUUUUGACAGUUUUUUAAUGACCUAAUGUACCUGGUACAUCAUAUUUUUACAAUCUUAAUGAUACCAUUUCCAAAUGCUCCAAAUUGCAUUGUUGACCAUACCAGAAGUUUCAGUUUUAAACAUUUGUAUUUUGACGUAGUUUUUCAUUAUUUAUGAAAUCAUGAUUGCUUGUUGAAUUUUGGUAAAAAAAAAAAAAGGUGAUAUACUUUACCUAGUAUAGCAAGUUAAAUGGAUGAUUUAUGCUAGUUAAGAAUAUCCUUAAGCAAUAUACAUGUACUUUACCUCGUUUACAUAGUUCAGAUAGCCUUAGAGCAUAUCUGCACUAGGAAUAGAGGAAAUUUACAUAUGUCUAGACGCAGUUAAAUAAUGACUGAAAUGCAUAAUACAUUUAGUGUAUAGAGAGUACAAUGUAUAGAGAGUACAAUGCACUAUUUAUUGAUUGAUUGAUUACACUUAUUAAGAUAUUAUUAUUGACUAUGCUACCUACAGUGUAACAUGUUUUAUUUUUAGGUUUGUUAGCUAACACCAAUAGCCUUUUAAUUUUAGACAACUUGAAUUUUGUUCUUUAAUACUCAUGCUGAAAAUUUAGAUUUGCAUAAAUACGAAAUGUUUAUCCUGAAAGAUUAUUUGACAUACUCAGACAUGCACAUAAAUCAUAUUUUAUUUCAUAGAAAUUGUUUUAGAUUUUCUUUUGGAACACAUUGAUACAGCCAUACAAGUAUUUAUUUUGUAUGUUUUUUAAACAUGGACAGCUUCUAUGUGUGUAUGUCAAGUACAGUAUUUUUUUUUUUUUUUUAGAAUUUAUUCAUGUUUGGAGGUUCUUUUUAAACUUCUUCAACUGUACAAAUGAAAUAUUAUUAGAUUGUUCCAUUGAUUUUUUUGUUUUAAAUAAAAACACUUCUACAGGGUUUUGCAAGUCUUUGGACAAGGUUGUGUGUUACAAAUGUUUUAUACUCUGUGAUACUUAUUGUGCUGAAUUUAUAUAAAACACACUCUGUUAUUAAAAUAUUGUUUUCAAAUAAAGUUCUUGAAAUUUCCAA